AUGUCUGCGCCACCAGCCAAGACGGACAUUAAUUGGGCCCAGCUUGGACUCGCGUUCGACCUCACCGUCAACGGUCAUAUAGAAGUCCGGCAUCACCGCUCGACGGACAGCUGGACGGAGCCCGCCCUUGUUGCCAACCCCAACAUUUCCGUCAGCGGGCUCAGCCCCGGGCUCAACUAUGGACAACAGUGUUACGAGGGCCUGAAAGCGUUCCGGAGCUCAAGCAACACCAUCUCAGUCUUCCGCCCCGAGUUCCAUUGGGCCCGCCUCUGCCGAUCGGCUGAGUCCGUCUCGCUGCCGGCGCCGUCCAAAGACCUCUUUCUGGAGUGCCUCAGAAAGGCCGUCGCCGCGAACGCCGAGUUUGUGCCGCCCGCCGACGCAGAAGCAUACCUCUACAUCCGCCCAGUACUCUUCGGCGCCUCGGCCAAACUGGCCCUGGCGCCGCCCGAAGAGGUCAUCCUGGCGGUGUACGUCCAGCCCCUUCGGCCAUACCACGGUUCGGCGGCCAUCGACGGCCUCGUCCUUGAAGACUUUGACCGUGCGGCGCCCCGGGGCAUGGGCGGCUACAAGGUCGGGGGCAACUACGCGCCGGUCUGGCGCCAUGCUGCCCGAGCCCAGGAGCUGGGGUACGGCAUCACGCUGCACCUCGACAGCGCCACCCGGUCAUUGGUCGAGGAGUUUUCGACGAGCGGGUUCCUCGGCCAUAAGGUGGUGGACGGGCAGCACGUGCUCGUCGUUCCCAGGGCGGAGGGUGCGAUUACCAGCACGACCAGUGACAGCAUGGUUAGGCUCGCCGAGAGGGAAGGAUGGGUGUUGGAGAAGGGAGAGGUGCCUUUCUCUACCCUCGACACCCUGGACGAAGUCGUGGCGGUUGGCACUGCAGCUGCGGUGGUGCCGAUCCGCAGCAUCACCCGGCUGUCGACGGAAGAAAAGCACUCGUUUCCCAACUCAAACAGCGAGCGUGGCUCCAUCGUGGGCCUAGCACGCCUGAUGACGCAGAUUCAACGUGGGAAAUUACAGGAUGUGGAUGGUUGGUGCUGGGAAGUCACCGGUUACUCCGAGUAA
Dichotomopilus funicola is the source of this 1065-nucleotide messenger RNA. RefSeq names its product aminotransferase. NCBI's taxonomy places the organism in Eukaryota, Fungi, Ascomycota, Sordariomycetes, Sordariales, Chaetomiaceae. Gene Ontology annotation, molecular function: branched-chain-amino-acid:2-oxoglutarate transaminase activity. Gene Ontology annotation, biological process: branched-chain amino acid metabolic process. The record is from RefSeq and is a predicted model, not a curated record. The transcript has 2 exons. The coding region runs from base 1 to 1065 and encodes 354 amino acids.